AUGUCUGGAAACGACGACGACCCUGGCCCGGCUCCCUACGCCCACUAUCUCAGGUCCAUCCUCGAGAAGGGCCUCCUUCUGGGCACCCUGCCCACUGUCACCACCGAUCCGAACCGUCUCGAGGCGCAGGCUAAGAAGCUCAUGCCCAAGAAGGGCUGGGAGUACAUCAAGGGCGGCGCGGGGGAGGCCUCGACAAUGGACGCCGAUAGACUGGCCUUUCGCCAGUGGAAGAUUGUGCCCAGGGUCUUGGCGCCCACCACGCCCAGGGAUUUGAGCACGACUCUUUUCGGGCACAAGUACGACUCGCCCGUUCUCAUGGCCCCGAUAGGCGUCCAGUCGUGGUACCACGAGGACAAGGAAGUCGGGACCGCAACCGCCUGCGCCAACCUCCGCGUGCCCUUCACCCUCAGCACCGCGGCCUCCACAAACAUUGAAGAGCUCGUGGCAAAGGUCCCCCGGGGCCCCAAGUGGUUCCAGCUCUACUGGCCGCUCGACGAGGAAAUCACCGCCUCCAUCCUCGCGCGCGCCAGGUCCAGCGGCUUCGACGUCCUCGUCGUCACCCUCGACACGUGGACGCUCGCGUGGCGGCCGUACGACCUGGACCCCGCUUCCGUUCCCUUCAUCGUGGGAGAGGGCGACGACGUGGGCUUCAACGACCCCGUUUUCCGCCGAAAGUUUGCCCAGCGCACCGGCGGGGAGACGCCCGAGGAGAGCAGGGUCCAGGCCGGCAUGUUCUGGUGCAGCGAGGUGUUCCCGGGCGUGAGCCGCAGCUGGGAGGACCUCAAGAUUCUGAGGAGGUACUGGGACGGGCCGAUUGUUUUGAAGGGCAUCCUGAGCGUCGAGGACGCCAAGUUGGCCGUGGAGCAUGGCAUGGACGGCUUGAUUGUCAGCACGCAUGGCGGCCGACAGCUCGAUGGCGCCGUGGGGACCCUGGACGUUCUUCCGGAUAUUGCAGAUGCCGUGGGCGACAGGAUUACCGUCAUGGUCGAUUCCGGCAUUCGGACGGGCGCGGAUGUGCUCAAGGCCAUUGCGCUGGGCGCAAGGGGCGUGUUUCUCGGGCGGCCUGUCGUGUAUGGGCUGGGUAUCGAUGGUGCUGCCGGUGCCGAGGCGGUUAUCGCCGGUAUUUUGGCAGAUUUCGAUCUUACCAUGGGGUUUGCGGGGGCAAAGACUAUCGGCGACAUCAGUAGGUCCUUGUUGAGAAAAGCCUCGUAUGCUGGUGCUGUCAAGUCCAAUUUGUGA
Molecule: messenger RNA, 1239 nt
Organism: Metarhizium album ARSEF 1941
Lineage: Eukaryota; Fungi; Ascomycota; Sordariomycetes; Hypocreales; Clavicipitaceae
Product: oxidoreductase
Exons: 2
Coding region: 1-1239 (412 amino acids)
Molecular function (GO): oxidoreductase activity; FMN binding
Source: RefSeq, a predicted model, not a curated record